Rhincodon typus (whale shark) is the source of this 1150-nucleotide messenger RNA. It is a transcript of the gene rnf32, whose product is annotated as ring finger protein 32. Lineage: Eukaryota; Metazoa; Chordata; Chondrichthyes; Orectolobiformes; Rhincodontidae. The record is from RefSeq and is a predicted model, not a curated record. The transcript is spliced from 6 exons. The coding region runs from base 154 to 1062 and encodes 302 amino acids.
CUGAAGUGUUUGGAUUGCGGGCUGUGUUUGGCUUGGUUUUAAUUUUAAACCACGUUACAGACCCGACUGCUCGAGUUGGCGGAAUGAAGAUGAACUAUUUGGAAACACAAAUUCCUUGAAAUUAAUGGCUGAAGUGACAGUUCUCUUUCCAUUAUGGAAUUAAAUGCUUCAUUUUCCAAAUCAUUGACUACACCAUUGGUGCCAGGUACAAGUACCAAAAUACAGAAACACAAGCAUAUUUCCACAAAACCAGACACCACAGUGCUCGUUGCUGUAGCUUUGCAAGAUCACAUUAUUAGGAAUCUGCGACUCCAAAACCUUUCAUUGUCUGAUGGUUUUAAAACAAAACCACGGGCUAAAGUGGGUUGCUACAGGCCCAUUGACAGAAGCACUGUGAAGCCUGUAGUGGAUACAGGAAUAAGAAGGAAAGAAGAAAAAAAGAAAAGGAAAGAAGAUGAGGAAAAAGAGUAUGUUUUGGAUCCAAAACCUUCGGGUCUUACUUUAGCACAGAAAUUGGGCCUCGUUGAUGUACCUAAAGCACCGUUAACAGACAAUGAGUGGCAACUGGUGAAAAAGCGAUCAAUACAACAGGGAGAUUCAGCGCAGCCUUGUGCCAUAUGCAGAGAAGAAUUUGGUAUGCAGGAACAGCUACAAGAGAUUAAUGACAGAUUGGUGAGGUCAUGCAAAGUGGAUAUUGAUAAACUCUUUUCUGAAAUUGAUCAGUCAGUAGCUACAAACAGAAGAGUGCUGCAGCAAUUGGAGAGGCAACAUGUUCACAUUAUAUCAGAAGAAGAGUGGGAACAAAUACAACUUAAGGCAAUACUCAGGGAGGUAUUCGAUUGUCCAAUUUGCAUCACUCCACUGGAUCAUUUUAGAAGUACAACAUGCCAUGCGGCUGCUGACGGAAGAGAGAAUUGUGGUCCGUCUGGGCGGCAAACAGUGCUGUUGUCCUGCUCUCACACCUUCCACUACACUUGCUUGAAAGCCUUUGAGGACUUUUCUGAGGGAGAGACACAUACUUGCCCAUUAUGCAGAUCAACCUAUGAAAAGAAGAUUUUAUGAAAAUUAAAAUAUAAAGCUUUUUUUCUUGCAAUUCAAAACAAAUACCUCCACAAAUAUCUUAGAUUAUUUAACAUUUGAAUAAAAGCCU